Myxocyprinus asiaticus (Chinese sucker) is the source of this 3699-nucleotide messenger RNA. RefSeq names its product UV radiation resistance-associated gene protein-like. The transcript is spliced from 15 exons. Gene Ontology annotation, biological process: SNARE complex assembly. NCBI's taxonomy places the organism in Eukaryota, Metazoa, Chordata, Actinopteri, Cypriniformes, Catostomidae. Bases 214 to 2367 code for a protein of 717 amino acids. The record is from RefSeq and is a predicted model, not a curated record. Gene Ontology annotation, cellular component: endosome; lytic vacuole. Gene Ontology annotation, molecular function: SNARE binding.
GUCGCGGUUAUGGCUUCGUAGACAAGACUCACUUUGUUUAUACCUCGGUGCGGAGCUCAGUCGCUGGUGUAGUGUUCAUACUUAACAUUAUUUUAUAAAUUUAAACGUUUUAAAAGACAGCCUUGAAUAUAGCUCUUAUUGUCCGGGAGUUUCUCGCUGAUGGGGCUGAGUUGUAUGGCUGAAUGAGGCGAUCGCCCAUGGUGCCGUAGAAGGAUGAACUCCAUCGCCGGUCGGGAUCUCAGCGUGUUCGCUAGUGCUGUCAGCAGCAACCCCGGAGCUUCAUCCUCCAGAGUGCUGCAUGUGGAGCUCACGUCACAGCAGAGGCGUUUACGUCACUUGCGGAGCAUAGCAGCCCGUAACAUUGUGAACAAGAAUGGCUCUCCUCUGCUGGACACUUACUUCACCCUUCACCUCUGCCAGGAGGAUCGGAUAUCACGAGAUUUUUAUAAGAGUGAAGUCAUCCGAGACUCAUUGAAUCCUACAUGGCGGAGUUUAGAUUUUGCCAUGUUGCCGGACCUCUUGGACACAUCUGUGUCGUGUUUUGUGGUAAGAAUAUGGGGAGGAAGGGAAGAAGAGUACCAACUGCUUAUUGAGUGGAAGGUCAACCUGGAUGGGCUCAGAUACACAGGACAACAGAUUCGCUCCAGAAACCCAAAUGAGAUCAUCUUUGGACUAAAUGAUGGCUACUAUGCAGCUGAGUUUGAUCAGAAGGAGAGUUCUGACAGGAAGAAGAACAGUUUGCUUCAGGUGGAUCAGAGCUCAGUUAGGAACUCCUGCAGUGUUUUCUCCCUGCUGAGGCUGCAUACGGCACAGAGAGCUAUUAAGCAGACUCAGGUGACGGUUCAGAAGAUCGGCAUGGAAAUUGAAGAGAAACUGAGGACAACUGCUACCUGCACAGAGAAGAAGAGUGAGAGGGAAUGUAUGCAGCUGGGGAUCGGGAUUCUGAGGUGUGAAUUGGAGAGACAGAGAAAGGCACUGGCGAGAGAAAUGGACAUGUUGCACAAAGAGAGGGCACAGUUUCAAAAGAAAGAGGAGGCGUCAUCUACUAAGCAUCAGGGACUGGAUUCUGAGCGCAAAUCUUUAACCGACUUGCAAAAAGAAUGUACUGCCAAAAGAGAGUUGUUUCUGAAGUCCAAUGCCCAGCUCACCUUCCGCUGUCGUCAGCUUAUAUCAGAACUGUCCUACAUUUAUCCCAUUGAUGUGAACAAUCAAAAUGAUUAUGUGAUUUGCGGUGUGAAACUGCCCAAUUCUGAAGACUUUCAAGCAAAGGAUGAUGGGAGUGUGGCUGUGGCUCUGGGUUACACGGCACACUUGGUGAUGAUGAUAUCGUGCUUCCUGCAGAUUCCGCUCAGGUAUCCGGUCAUCCACAAGGGUUCCCGCUCCUCUAUCAAAGACACCAUCACCGACAAACUCAGCGAAAAGGAGAGAGAGUUCCCCCUACACCCCAGAGGAGAGCGUUUCCAGUUCGAAUACGGGGUCUACUUGCUCAACAAAAACAUCGCUCAGUUGAGGUACCUGCAUGGGCUCUCCACGCCGGACCUGCGUCAGACUUUGCCCAAUUUAAAGAACUUUCUAGAGCAUGGAUUGCUUGUACGAUGUGACAGGCACCACAUCUCCAUGUCCAUCCCUGUCCCUCUGAAGUGUCAGCUCAGUGUCUCCACCGUGUCUGAAGUGGGCUUUCCUUCCCAGACCAGCCCCCCGGACCGAGGCAUCCAGAAGCAGGCUGGAUCAGAUGCUGACAAGCUGAAAUACAGAACCCCUCCACCCAGUUACAAAACAGCCGUGGCUCAAUCCGAUCCCAUGACCACACUGGAGGUUCCAUCCGAGCCGUCCUCUGCAAGCAUGGAGGUAGCAGAGAUUGUAGAGCCACAUGGGGAUGCAGAUGGGGAUGUAGAAGCAGAGGCUGCAUGCGAGGUGCAAACUGAGCCAGUGCAGGCUGAAAUGGAGAAGCCUAUGGAGGUACUUACAGACAUUGCAAGUUGUAUUGCACCUUCUGACUGUAUACACUGCUCCUCCACCAACCAGCAUCCAGGGGCAAUGAAUGGCUCGGCCAUGCCCAAUGAAGGUAUGGGACUGGGUGUUGUAGGUGGAGCGGAACUGUGCUGCUCGGUGGAACAGGCGGAGGAAAUAAUGGGCACUGAAGCCACAGGGCUAGGUUUGGGACUAGGAUUAGGAUUGGGGUUAGGCGGAAGUUCAAGACUAGACGAUUACCCCUGCAUACCUGUGGAGCGUGCAGUGGCGGUCGAGUGCGACGAACAGGUUUUGGGGGAGUUUGACGCCGCUGGGAUCGAGGAGGUCUCGCGACGCAUCUAUGCACUAGAGAACAUGUCCAGCUUCCGACGGCCUCGGAAGAACUCGGAAAAAUGACUGAGAUACAUGGACCUGGUGAAACGAGUCAGAAGUCAAAGGUGUCCAUGUAGGUCUGUGAGCCUACGUAAUGUUUCACCCUGACUGCAACAAGUAUAGACAUUACAUAAAGAAAUAUAUUAUUAUUAAUAUUAUUAUAAGUAUUAAUAUUAUUAAGGAAAAAUCUGGUAUAUUGUCCAAUUUGCACUUCUCAAAACAUUUCUAUAAUCCUUUAAAGUGGAAAUAAAGCAAAUGUUUGUAUUUGAAAUGCUUGAUGGCUGUCUUUCUGGGUGUGUGGUAGGCCUGUGUGUUUGGAUUUGGAGUCUUAAAUGCCACUCAGUAUUACAACAGGAGCUCUGGCACGUCAGGACCAACCUGAGAGCAAAGCGAGAUAUAUUUACGAGGCUCAGCGCCAGGAGUACUGCCUGUCAGUCGGGGUGGGCAGCAAAGGCGGGGAAUUACUGUGCGCCAAUGACACCCUUUCACAUGCUGCAUACCCGAGCCCUGCUUCCAAAACAUGAAAACCACAAACGCACGCACACACAUUGCACAAACCUCUUCACUUUACUCUAUUUUCACAGUCUGAAAAAACUGACCUUUGCAAGACAUUUAUUCUUUGUGGUUUAUUCAUCCAUUAAUAAACCAAUUGUACUUCACAGUCCAAAAUUUUUAGGACAAAACCUUUACUGUUGGGUUAAUGCUGCGUUUACAUCUUGUUGGAAUUACCUUAAAUAUGAGUAUCCGGUUAGUAAAAUCAAUUUUCUUUUAAGCUUGUAACAAGUUGGAAACUCAAACAUUUAUGAAAGCUCCAACUUCUCCCACUUGACCAUUUUGACAACAUGUAAAAACAACCACAGUGGCUUCAACAGUUUAAGGUAGUUGCCACCAUGUACAAUUACUCAGAUAUCAGAGAAACCAAAAUGCAAUUGAUGUGCACUGUAUACUGUUGAUUUAUGGCAUUACUCCUCAUUGCAUGGCACAGACCGGUUAUCUGUGUCAUUUCCUCUAUAAACAAUAUUCACAUGCCUACAGAGCUUUCAGGAGCCUUUUCAGACAUACUCAAGUGGCAGAUCUUAUAGUAUAACAAUUGGAUCAUGAAUGUAAUGAUCACUUUUAAGAAAAGACCAUGAUUUUGAAAAGAAAGGAACAUUAAUCAUUGAGUUUUGGAUCAUUUUAUCCUGGCCUGAAACCAUUGUUUUAAUUCCUAUCUCUUAUCUUGUAGUAUUGCCUUGAUGACUGUUGAUUUGUGUUGUAUUUAAGAGACAAAUGUAAGAAUUUGUUUCCAUAAAUUGCUGUGACAUUGUACAUAUACUUUUGUAUGAAGGGUGUUUUAUUAUUAAAGACCACAGUUUA